AGUACGUUUUUGAACAGCGCGGAGGUUAGCAGCUACAAUACAUGGAUGGCAAGUAGUUGGUUAGAUACAUACUUCUACCACCAUCAGUACCAACAGUAGCAGAAAUCGUCCAUCUGCAAUAUUUUUGUAUUGUUGUAAUUGUUACAGCAACAAGCGCUGUAACCAUAGGCAGGGUGUGCAUCGAUGCAUUUAUGUUAAAUUGUAUUUCAUUUAAGAGCGAAUCGAAAUAAUCUAAUUAAAGUGAAAAUAUCUUAAAACUAAGAUAAAUAAAAUAAAUUUUAUACAAUAUAAUACAGUGUUGAAAGUUAUAUACGUAAAUUGUUGUAUUCGUAAAGGAAAUAUACUAAAAUUUAAUGUAUAAUAUAUAAAAUUUCAAAGGAAAGAAUCUGUAAAGUUGACGAAUUAUAAAACCUAUAUACAUUACUUAAGAAAACCGGAAAAGCAAAACAUCUGUUUUCAAGAUGGCACUUUUCGGGAUGGUAUCAGCCGUCUCUGGCUUUAUAAAAAUAAGAUAUUUACUAGACAAAGCAGUUAUAGAUAAUAUGGUCUUUCGCUGCCAUUACCGAAUUACAACAGCAAUACUAUUCGUAUGCUGUAUCAUAGUAACUGCUAAUAAUUUAAUUGGGGAUCCAAUUUCUUGCAUAAAUGAUGGUUCCAUACCAAUGCACGUUAUAAACACAUUUUGUUGGAUAACGUAUACAUUUACCAUACCACGACAACAGUAUAAACAAAUUGGCACAGAAGUUGCAAGUCAUGGCUUGGGUAAUGAAUUCGGUCAAGAGAAAAGAUAUCACAGCUACUAUCAGUGGGUGCCAUUCGUGUUAUUUUUCCAGGGUCUCAUGUUCUAUAUACCACAUUGGAUUUGGAAAAACUUAGAAGAUGGUAAAAUGCGUAUGAUAACUGAAGGUUUACGUGGUUUUGUUACAAUACCAGAGGACUAUCGUAAAAAUCGCCAAAAUCGUAUAAUUAAAUAUCUAUUGGACAGCAUGAACUCACACAGUGGCUAUUCAUUUGCCUACUUCUUUUGUGAAGCUUUGAAUUUUGCCAAUGUAGUGCUUAAUAUAUUUAUGGUUGAUAAAUUUUUGGGUGGUGCAUUCUUGACUUAUGGUACUGAUGUUAUAAAAUUCUCUAAUAUGGAUCAAGACACACGUUAUGAUCCAAUGAUUGAAAUAUUUCCACGACUAACAAAAUGUACAUUCCACAAAUUCGGUCCUGGUGGUUCACCACAGCGUCACGAUACUUUAUGUGUAUUGGCUUUAAAUAUAUUAAAUGAGAAAAUAUAUAUAUUUUUGUGGUUCUGGUUUAUAAUACUUUCCGUGAUCUCUGGUGUUGCUAUGCUAUACUCUCUUGCUGUCGUUAUGAUGCCCACUACACGUGAAACUAUACUAAAACGUUCUUAUCGUUCGGGACAAAGUAAAGAUAUACAAAGUCUCGUAAGACGUCUUGACGUGGGAGAUUUCUUAAUUUUGCAUUUCCUGGGACAAAAUGUUAAUACGAAGUCAUAUUGCGAAAUGGUGCAAGAACUAUGCAAUUUAGUGGGUACUUCUAGAACACCAUCAGCACCAUCUACCAUAGAAAUGCAUCCUAUGUAUCCAGAAAUUGACUAAUUUCGUCGAAACAACUGAUCCUAACCUUCUUACAUAGUAUGCUUCAGUUAUACUUAAAAAAUGCAAUCAAUGAUAGUUGUAACGAAUGAUUUCUCACUUAUUUUAAUAUGAUAAUAUUUAAAUUUAGAAGAAGGCCAUUAUUAUAAAGCAAUAAAUACUAUAUAAUAAAAAUCAAUAUAUUUUACAUUAAAUUCCGAUUAAGUAGAAUGUAAGUCCGCAAUUCUUUUAAAAUUUCUUUGCAUGCAGCAUUCAAUUAUUAUUACAAAUAAAAUAAAAUUAUAAAAUAAAAUAAAAUUAUAAUAAUGCAUUAAGGCUCAUUGUUUUUUGCAUUAAGCCUCUAAAUCGUUUAUACACAUUUGAAAUUCUUAUAAAUUUUCAAGGACAAGAAGAAUUUUAAAUAUUAUAUAAAUAUAUUAUUAUAUAAUAUAUAUAUGAAAAUUUUGUAUAUGAUAAAAUAUUGUAUAAAUAAAUACGACAGCUGUGCAAAACUUAUAAAAAAAUUUUUCUGAAAUUGAAAUAAAAAAAUUUAAAAAAAUGUU
Molecule: messenger RNA, 2146 nt
Organism: Teleopsis dalmanni
Lineage: Eukaryota; Metazoa; Arthropoda; Insecta; Diptera; Diopsidae
Product: innexin inx3
Exons: 6
Coding region: 462-1607 (381 amino acids)
Biological process (GO): phototransduction
Cellular component (GO): plasma membrane; gap junction
Molecular function (GO): gap junction channel activity
Source: RefSeq, a predicted model, not a curated record